This is a messenger RNA of Didymosphaeria variabile, 1695 nucleotides long. RefSeq lists its product as uncharacterized. Gene Ontology annotation, molecular function: transmembrane transporter activity. Gene Ontology annotation, biological process: transmembrane transport. Lineage: Eukaryota; Fungi; Ascomycota; Dothideomycetes; Pleosporales; Didymosphaeriaceae. Gene Ontology annotation, cellular component: membrane. The coding region runs from base 1 to 1695 and encodes 564 amino acids. The record is from RefSeq and is a predicted model, not a curated record. The transcript is spliced from 4 exons.
AUGGCGACCAGCUCUUAUAACGACCCUACGGUAGGGCUAGAUGAGGCGCAGAAGCCUCCAAUCGAGAAGACACGGUCCAAGGUCGAUGUUCCAAUUUACAAUGAUGUCGAGCGGGUGUCGUCGACGGACAUCUCCUUCGGAGCGAUUCUUAAGGGUACAGCCGCGAAUCCUAUGACCACAUUCGAAAAGAAGGCUGCGCUCAUCAACGUUGAGUUGGACAAUUUUGGUAUGGGAAGAUACCAGAUAUGCAUCUGGUUUCUCUGCGGUUUUGGAUACUUUCUUGACCUUGCAUGGUCUCAGGGCAUUGGCCUGAUCGCUACCGCCGUGUACCAGGAGAUGGAUGUCCCAGAUGCGCGAACAGGAGACAUCUGGUCGCUAGCCAAUGCUGGACUUGCUAUUGGGGCGCUGACGUUUGGCUUGUUGGUCGAUGUUAUCGGGAGAAAAUGGGCGUUCAAUUUGACCUGCUUGAUCACUUCCGUUUUCGGACUUCUUAUUGCUGCUCCAAAGUACAACUACGAAGCCGUGUGUGGAAUUUAUUUUCUCGCGUCUCUUGGAUUGGGAGGCAACAUUCCCAUCGACGCUACCAUCGCUCUGGAAUUUCUUCCGCAGAGUCGCCGCAACCUGGUCGCCCUCUUGUCGCUUUGGCAACCCAUUGGCGUUAUUGCUGCGUCCGGCAUAGCGUACGGCACUGCAGCCAAAUGGCGCUGCGAUGUUGAUCUACCUUCGUGCAAGGCCGUUGGCGCGGGAGAGGCUUGCUGCACCGUUUCAAGCAACAUGGGUUGGCGCUACGAGGUCAUUAUCCUCGGUUGCGUAACUCUAUUCAUCUUUUUCCUACGCUUCUUCGUGUUCAACUUUUACGAGUCGCCAAAGUUUUUGCUUAGCAGGGGCAGGGAGGCUGAAGCCAUCGAAGUGCUGCACAAGAUUGCGAAAUUCAAUCGCGCACUACCGCCAACCUUGACCUUGGACAUGUUCGCGGCGAUCGACGAAACAGACUCCAACGUCUCGGUUGUUCCUACCGGUGGCCCACAAACGCGAGCCCAGACCGCGAAGAACGUAGGCAGGGGUUUCGUCAAGGAGUUCGCGCGCUUGAAGGGAGUCUUCGCGAACAGACUACAGCUCUUCAUCUUCAUUCUUCUCGCUAUCGCCUACAUGGGCGACUACUGGUCCUUCAAUCUCGCCAGCUCCUUCCUGCCCAUUAUCCUCCUCCGGAACAACGUCUCAGACGGCCGAGGUUCCGUAUCAGACACCUACCAGCAAUACAUCAUCAUCUACGCCCCCGGCAUCAUCGGAGCUCUCCUCGCCCUAGUCUCAGUGCAGAUGCCGCUCGUCGGUCGCAAAUGGUCGCUUGUCUUCUCCGCCGUCUGCCAGGGUCUCGCAAUGGCCAUGUACACCCAGGUCGAAAACACCGCAGGCUACGUGGGUCUCAAUGCCCUCGAGUAUAUCAUGCAGACCUAUUUCAACGCCGUCCUGUACGCCUCUGCACCCGAACUCUUCGACACAAGCUACCGCGGUAGCGUCAGCGGCAUGCUCUCCUGCCUCGGCCGCUUGUCGGGCAUCGUCGCGCCGUUCGCGGGCGCGAGCUACCUUGCGGACAAGAGCUCGGGCAUUUUGUGGUUGGGGGCGGGCGGGAUUUGGCUCGCUGCGUUUGUGAUGGUGUUUCUGCCGGUGGAGAUGCGGAAUAGGCAGAUGUUUUAG